Messenger RNA from Megalops cyprinoides (Indo-Pacific tarpon), 3761 nucleotides. It is a transcript of the gene fbxl17, whose product is annotated as F-box and leucine-rich repeat protein 17. Lineage: Eukaryota; Metazoa; Chordata; Actinopteri; Elopiformes; Megalopidae. Gene Ontology annotation, biological process: SCF-dependent proteasomal ubiquitin-dependent protein catabolic process. Gene Ontology annotation, cellular component: SCF ubiquitin ligase complex. Gene Ontology annotation, molecular function: protein binding. The transcript is spliced from 10 exons. Bases 183 to 2030 code for a protein of 615 amino acids. The record is from RefSeq and is a predicted model, not a curated record.
UACCGGAACUCUUUCUAGAGACAGCAGUCUCAAUUUGAUAUGUGUGGAAAUUCAUAAAUGUUAUUAAUACUACGUUUUGUGUAAAAAUUCACGUCUGUGUGUUGUACAGCACGCGCAGAUUAUGAGAGCACGAGAGGAAGGUGGUCAGCACCGCACGAACUGAGUUACCCUGAGUCAUCUAUAUGGGCCAUCUUCUUUCGAAAAAUGGUAACCGCGGUAACCGCCUGAAGAAGAGGAAACGGAAGCUGCUGAAGAGGAAGAAGAGGAACUGCUUCCUGCAGGGGCCCUGCAUGCUGUGCUUCAUCGUCCACGGCAACAGCGGUAGCCUCGACGACGACCAGCUCGAGAACAGCGCCUCCAAACUCGCCGAGCGCUACGCUGCGCUGAGCUCGCCCGAGGACUGCGCCAAGUUCCUGCUGUCGCCGCGGGAGCUCGCCAUCUGGGAGGGGCAGGGGAAGGGCCUGCUGUCCGCCGUGCCCGCCAAGCUCAUCGGCCCCCAGGCGCUGUUCCGCACUGCGGCCACGCCCGCCUGCGAGUACUCGGAGAUGGUGUGCAAGCGGAAGUGCGCGGAGAUGCAGCGGUGUGGCCCCUGCAAGCAGCCGCGCUGUGCCUUACAGGAAGUGAUGGAGAACGGGGGCGGGGCCGGGGAUGCCUCUGCCUCGCACUGCCACCUCCCCCUCUGCCCCCUGCCCUCCUCCUCCUCCUCCUCGUCCUCGUCCUCCUCUUCCUCCUCCUUGUCGGAGGGCGUGUCCGGGGUGGGGCUGCAGACAGAUUCCAUUGAGAGCCCCGGCAGUACAGGCAGCACGUCCGCCACACCCCAGAGCCCCUCCCCCACCUGCCCCCACGCCCUCGCCGACACCCCCGGCGACACGACGGACAACUCCAGCAUCAACCACCUGCCCUCCUCCAUCCUGCUGAAGGUUUUUUCACAUCUCUCUGUGAAGGAGCGAUGCCUCUGUGCCUCGCUGGUCUGCAAGUACUGGCGAGACCUCUGUCUGGACUUCCAGUUCUGGAAGCAGAUUGAUCUCAGUGGCCUACAACAAGUGACGGACGACCUCCUGGUGAAGAUCUCCUCCUGGAGGCAGAACGUGACGGAGAUCAACAUCUCGGACUGCCGGAACGUGCAGGACCUGGGCGUGUGCUCGCUGGCGUCCCACUGCCCCGGGUUGCUGAAGUACACGGCGUACCGCUGCAAGCAGCUGAGCGACCUGUCCCUCAUCACCAUCGCCACCCACUGCCCCCUCCUGCAGAAAGCCCACGUGGGCAACCAGGACAAGCUGACCGACGAGGCGCUCAAGAAGCUGGGGGAGUGCUGCCCGGAGCUGCGGGACGUCCACUUCGGCCAGUGCUACAACAUCAGCGACGCUGGCAUGGUGGCGCUGGCCCAGGGCUGCCCCAAACUGCAGAGAAUCUACAUGCAGGAGAACAAACUGGUGACGGAUAAGUCGGUGCGGGCAUUUGCCGAACACUGUUCAGAGCUGCAGUUUGUGGGCUUCAUGGGCUGCUCUGUGACCUCUCUCGGGGUCAUCCACCUCACCAGGCUGAAGAACCUGAGCAGUCUGGACCUGCGGCACAUCUCGGAGCUGAACAAUGAGACGGUGAUGGAGGUGGUAAGGCAGUGCCGGAGCCUCAGUUCCCUGAACCUCUGCCUCAACUGGAGCAUCAAUGACAGGUGUGUGGAAAUCAUAGCCAAGGAGGGCCGCAGUCUGAAGGAGCUCUACCUGGUCUCCUGCAAAAUCACAGAUUACGCCCUGAUAGCCAUAGGCCAGUACAGCACCACCAUUGAGACGGUGGACGCGGGAUGGUGCAUGGAGAUCACAGACCAGGGUGCCACCCAGAUCGCCAAGAGCAGCAAAUCCCUGCGCUACCUGGGGCUCAUGAGGUGUGACAAGGUGAACGAGGAGACCGUGGAGAGACUGGUGCAGCAGUACCCCCACAUCGUCUUCAGCACUGUCAUGCAGGACUGCAAGCGCACGCUGGAGAGGGCCUAUCAAAUGGGCUGGAACCCCAACAACAGCACUGCAUCAUAGCCCCACUGCUGCACACACUCACACGCACACUCACACUGAUGCACACACUCUCAUACACACACGCUCAAACACUCGCGCAUACAUGCUCUCAUACAUAUGUACUCACACUGAUGCUCUCAUACAUACAUACUCUAGUACACACACGCACACACACACACACACACACACGCUCAUACACUUACACUGAUGCCCUCAUAAUCACGUGCAUACUCUCUAUCAUGCACGUGAGUGCGCACACACCCACCCUCACACACACACACACACACACACACACACACACACACACACACACACGCAGUCUCUCUCACACAAACACACACGCCUGUAGCAUCUCCCACACAUCUUUGAACUCUGUAAAUCUGUAGUGUUUUUUAAACCCUCAAACUUUUGCUCCUUUCAGUUUUGAUUUCUGGUCUAAAGAAAUCUUUACUUUGGUUUUAUGUUUAUACACACAUACACACACAUACACACACACACACACACACACACGCCCCGCCGCAGUGAUUGUCCUUACUCUGCAGAACACUGAAGUGUACAAUUUCCAGAACGACUUUCCCGCUCCCCUCCUGUUUCCUACUCCAGCUGAUCUGAGAACAGCCUGAAAACAUGGAACCUGGAAGAUUACUGGCGUCCCAUUAGGAGCAUAAAAGCGAACUUCUCAGACAUCAUGGAACUCAUAGGAAAUGCCCCUGCUCUCUUUCUCCUCAUCUUUAAAGCUGUUCAGAGAUUGUUACCAUCUUCAGAUUUGCAAACAGGUGUUCCACUUUUCUUCAGGAGGUGACCCUUAAACCACGAGAGAACUCCUUUGAGGCUGAAUUGUCCUUGUAUUCUUAAGUUGACUCCUACGUUUAAUAUUCACCACUGUCUCAAUAGGCUCAAAUAAACAGUAAGGCAUGUUUUUCAUGAGCGGUCUUUCAGCACUGAACGCAUCCGCAUUCAAGAUGUCCAUCCCUUCCAUCUAAGACCGCCGUUGCAUUUGGGAGUUUUUGGCAAAUGUUUGGGUCUGUAAUACUUUAGUUGUUACCAUAAAAAAUAAGGGGUAAAAAUAUUUUGUAAUACCUUCUAAUCUGUUUUGUCAGAAAAAACAGUUUACUAUUGCAGUUAUGUAAUAUAUAGUUUGGAUUUGGUCAUUUGGUUGUACGAUAACUUACAGGGGUUCCGUGCAGGUAUGUACUGCAUGGAAUUUUACACAACACAGCGCUGGAAUCAAUCAGCAAGUGUCCUGAACUUUAACCCCUGAUCAAAUGCAAGUGUUUAUUUCAAUUGUGUUUAUUUAAACACAGUUCAGCAAGUAUGGUCAUCACUGAAACAUGAUUUGUGUUUUUAUAGAAAAAAACACUUGGAUAUAUUUGGCAGUCAGAGUUAAGGUCAAAUGUUGAUUGAGUCCCAGCCACAAUAUAUGAACGUAUAUAUAGUAUAUGUACAUAUAUACAAUUUUAGUUGUAUAGCACUGCAUUUCUAUCUGUUAGCAAUAGAACAGAAAGGACGGAGUCAGGCCUGUGAAAAAGCGCAUCAUUUUCCUCUGUCCUUACCUUUGUAUUCUAUUGCCAGUCAGUGGUAUACUCUUAUGCAAAUAAGCAGGGUAUUUUUCUAUGGUGUGUAAUAUCAGAACCUGUUCAGAAGGAGAGAAAAGAAAGGCCUCAGUACCGAUGAACAUGUUUCACACUUUAAGCUUUUCAAUCAAUUAAAAAUGCAUUAUGUCUACCGUAUUUUGUGACUAGUAGAAUAUUU